Messenger RNA from Alligator sinensis (Chinese alligator), 3935 nucleotides. It is a transcript of the gene SACK1G, whose product is annotated as family with sequence similarity 83 member G. Lineage: Eukaryota; Metazoa; Chordata; Crocodylia; Alligatoridae. Bases 736 to 3414 code for a protein of 892 amino acids. The record is from RefSeq and is a predicted model, not a curated record. The transcript has 7 exons. Gene Ontology annotation, cellular component: cytosol; nucleus. Gene Ontology annotation, biological process: BMP signaling pathway.
GCCACGCAAGCGCGUGACCCUCCAAGAAGCCGGUCCGCAGGACAGGGUGAGAAAUUAGGACAGCCCCAGCUCCAGAAGUUAACCCAACAGUUUGUUACCUGUCCUGCUCCUGCCUCCUGGAAAGAGGAAGGACCCAGGUGCCAGCCGGGGCAAUCCAGGAGAGGCAGCAGCUGGCUGCAGGGAAACUGCACCGCUGAUCCCACAACCAGUGCAGAGGCAACUACAAGAGAGGAAAACCAGAUGGAGAAGACCCUGGUGCCUGCCGGAUUCCUGGGGUUUUAAGCUCAGUUGCUUUGUAUUUUAAUUCUUUAUUCACACGCAUGUGAAGGGGCAGGCGGAGCAGCCCGUGAAUCCAGCAGCAGACGAUUCAGGGGGUUUCUUUGAAGCCUCUCGCUGGGCUCCUAAAAUCGAAGACGCGGGAGCCCAGAGCAGAGCCGGCUUUGCUCUACGCCCAGGCUCCUCCUGCCAGGGAGACCCGAUGAGCAAACGAGAAGCAGACUCAGCGUCUGGAAACAACCCAACCGGCAAAAGACUGGAGACAGCGUGCGGGGAGCGCUUUCCCGGAGCAGGGCGCAGGGGGCACCUGGAGCCCUGUGCUUAGCUGAGGGAGGGGAGAGAAGAGGAAGCGAAGACCGGGAGUUCAUUACCUCCUCGUUUAGUGUGGGGUGCCGGGUUUGGCCCCUGGCGAGCUCUCUCCUGGGGUCCCGGCGGGUGCGGCACUGAGGGCUGACAACCAUGGCUUUCUCCCAGGUGCAGUGUCUGGAUGACAGCCACGUCAACUGGAGGUCCAGCGAGUCCAAGCCCGAGUUCUUCUACAGCGAGGAGCAGAGGCUGGCCCUGGAAGCGCUGGUCUCCCGGGGGCCAGAGGCUUUCUAUGAGGUCCUCAAGAAGGAGAACAUCAGGGACUUCCUCUCCGAGCUGGAGCUGAAACGGAUCACGGAGACUUUGGAAAUCUAUGACCCGGGCUCCGAGUACACCUCACGGCGCGGCAGCACCCCGGGGGACAGCGAAGGCAACCCCAACAGCCAGGCAGCCGAGCAGGACAUGGCGCCGUCCUUGGAGUACUGGCCGCAGAGGUCCGACCGCUCCAUCCCACAGCUGGACUUAGGCUGGCCUGAGAGCGCCGCUUACCGGGGUGUCACUAGAGCCACGGUGUACAUGCAGCCGCCCAUCAACGAGCAAGCGCACAUCAAGGAGGUGGUGCGGAAGAUGAUCUUCCAGGCUCAGAAGGUGAUCGGUGUGGUCAUGGACAUGUUCACCGACGUGGACAUCUUCAAGGACCUACUGGAGGCAGGCUUCAGGCGCAAGGUGGCCAUCUACAUCAUCGUGGAUGAGACCAAUGUGAAGUACUUCCUUCAGAUGUGUGAGCGGGCGCAAAUGCAUGCUGGGCACCUCAAGCAUCUCCGCGUUCGAAGCACUGGGGGAACUGAGUUCUUCACCCGAUCGGCCACCAAGUUCAAAGGUGUCUUGGCCCAGAAGUUCAUGUUCGUGGAUGGGGACCGAGCCAUGUGUGGAUCCUACAGCUUUACCUGGUCGGCAGCAAGGACAGACAGGAACGUCAUCACGGUGCUCUCUGGCCAAGUGGUGGAAGCAUUCGACAAGCAGUUCCAGGAGCUGUACCUCCUGUCCCGGGGGCUCAGCCUGAAAUCCAUCCCCAUGGGAGAGGAGCCCGAGCCUGAGCCGGUGGCACUACCUUCUGCUUCACCUGUGACUCCUGCCAAUGCCGUGGUGAAGAAGCUGAUUAACCCCAAAUAUGCCUUGGUGAAGGCCAAGAGUGCAGAUCAGAUCACCAAGUCGUCCUCCGAGAAGCAGGCGACCGACAGCCAAAACCAGGUGGCCGACGGCAAAAGCAAGGCCCUUCCUGGGGCUCGGACGGCUGCCGAGCAGCAAAGUGACGUGAUGGAGCUGGCUCCGCCCAUCCACCCCGGCCUCCUGAACCUAGAGAAAGCCAACAUGUUCGACUACCUGCCCACCUGGGUCGAACCCGACCCGGAGCCAGGCAGUGAAGUCCUGGGCUACAUCAACAUCUUCGACCCCAAGAUCAAGAACGUGAAGCUGUCCCAGAUGAACCGCAUCAAGGUGUGUGAUGUGGCCCAGGCCAACGCCCAGCACAGGCAGAUGAUGCAAAGCAAGGAGCUGGAAGGCAACAAGAGCCACGGCCACGAGUCUGCUCCAGCCUCUGCAAGCCCAAGGGAGGUGGCUCCAGUCCCAAUGGAGAGAGCCCCCAUGCCUAGGACACGUCUGGAUGCGAAGGCUACUGAGAAGAAGGCAGGAGGCCCUUUUGCCAACCUGGCUGUGAGCCAGCAUCUGAGACAGCCUGAGACCCACGGCACGGAUGUGAGACCCCCUGUCCCAAAGCCAAGGACUGCCCUUGUCAGGAGCUUGACCACAAAGCACGAUGCGCUCUGCAGCAAUAGGGAAGGGGUCAGGGGGCAGCCCCAGCCCACGGGGGCAGAGCAGAGACAUGCUGAACACGAGCCGUGUGGUAAUACCCAAAUAGCUCACACCAAGGCCACCCACCAUCCACAGUCCCCGCCUGCUGCCUGCACCCAGAACGGGCUGGGAGGGGACGAGGACGACGGCGACGAGUACAUGACAUUCAGUGACCACAGCUGCUCCGAGAGCUCGGCUGCACUCAGCGGCCGCUGCUCCUUUGCCUCGUCCACCUCCGGAGAGUACUUUGAAGUGAGGGACCGCUUUGGACCGCUACGGAGGACCAACUCCGACGUCAUCCCCAAUGGCAUCAUCACACACCUGCCCCGGAAACUGAGCGACCCCCACAUCAGCCGGGGCACCUUCGUCAGCCCCCUGGGCAGCUUACCAUCGGCCAAGAAUCUCACCCUAGAAGACGUGUCCGCGAAGUGGAAAAAGGCCAUGGAGGAGAUUAGGUGUGUGUUAAGAAGGGGCAGUAGCCCGCAUCCGUUACUGGAUGGCCAUGGCCCCUAUGCUAGCAAUGCCGUGCAGGGACCACACCUCUUCCCCUACAGAUCCAGAAACCCUGCGUGCACAGGACAGGGGAAGGAGAGCAUCCCCUCGACGAGACAGGAGAAAACUCCAGGAGCCAGCAAAGGACCUGAGUUUGAAAAGACCACUGCAGCCCCAGGCAACCGGCUGUACUGGCAAAGCAAACGCUUCAGCUCCAGCAACAACCUCCUCUCACAAAGCCACCCCAGAGGCACCAGCAAAACCCUGCCCUUGCUCCCAGGAUGCCAGAGGACGGAGAAUGAAGUGAGGACUCCCCUUGGCAUCCCCUUAUCCAAACUGUCGCAGACCAAGCACCUCAAGAACAGGGCAGGGGGAGGCCCAUGGGCUGCCACUGACCCCAAGCGGAAGCCCGAAGGGACUAGGAGCCACAAGGACAAGGAUGUCGUGAGGCUAAAGCCAUUAAGGCCUGACAGAGACCAGCAUACUUAACGAAAUGAAAUGAGGGCAGCCUCGUGGAACGAUGAUGCUUCUGCCUCGGCCGUGGCUGCGUGCGUGUGCCUCAAGGAAGCUGCUCCCUGGCUCAGGUCCCCCCAGCCAACACCGAACGGGCAACAGCUGGGAAUUCCCUGGAGCAACAUCUGACUCCAGGUUUCCCUACUACCCAGACUACAGGGAUACUCUGGAGGGCUGGUGGUAUGGAUGAACGAACAGGAAGGUCACUAGGGAUGGACUGCACCCCUACGCAGAGGGCUGGCAAGAAGCCUAGGCACCAUCACAGCCCAUGGGGGAUUUUAAUUUAUAUCAGUGAAAAGGGGAUGCCGGGGGCCGUCUGAGCUACCCCGGGGCCUUACCUUUCACAGCCAAGGUGACCGCGCCAAUGACCAUGAUGAGAGUCUGCAGCGCAUCGGUGUAGAUGACAGCCGCCAGGCCACCUGCGCGAGAGAACCAGGCACAGCGUCAGGGUCUCGGUCAGGAUUGGGCCAGGGAUGGGGUUUGCGGUAACUGCACAA